AUGGUGGUUCAAGGAAUCGGCGAUUUUCCUCAUGGAUUUGAACUUUUGGAACUUGUCGGCUUCGAAUUUGAUGAAGAAACUUUAAUUUACAAUCUGCCCCCAUCAAUUGACAUUCAAAAAAUCGAAAAUCUUCAAACAGCAAUGUCGACUAGUUUCGAGCUAUAUCGACCUUCAAUUGAUAGGGAUUUGAAGGUUUAUAGACCAGAUUUUCAACUUGUUCAAACAACGGAUCAAGCGGAAGUAACAACUUCUGAUAUCCGAGCAAUGUAUGCUUCUCGUCAAAAGCAACUAGAACAAAUGGAUACUUUGGUUUCUUCCAGUUUUUGGAAAAAAGACAAGACAUAUAAAUAUAGCAGAGUUCGUUUUAUUUUACCAGACGAAUGGCGUAUUGAGUCCUCUUUUGAGUCUGUUGAAAGCUUAAGAACAGUUGCUAGUGUUUUGAGUGAACAUGUGAACGAUCAAUGUAAUGAUGAAUUUACAUUCACGAUUGGAAAUCGGAGUAUUUGUCCCGAUAUUUUUGAUAAAUCAAUUUUGGAACUUGAUUUGGGACAAGCUAUUGCAAUGAGAGUUCAUUUUAGUUUGGAUCGUGUGUCCUCGUUGGGGGAAGGUUUCCAAUACUUAAAAUCUCAGUCUAUCGAGAGAUUCUCUUAA
This is a messenger RNA of Octopus sinensis (East Asian common octopus), 651 nucleotides long. RefSeq lists its product as uncharacterized. NCBI's taxonomy places the organism in Eukaryota, Metazoa, Mollusca, Cephalopoda, Octopoda, Octopodidae. The transcript has a single exon. The record is from RefSeq and is a predicted model, not a curated record. The coding region runs from base 1 to 651 and encodes 216 amino acids.